Molecule: messenger RNA, 1459 nt
Organism: Capsicum annuum
Lineage: Eukaryota; Viridiplantae; Streptophyta; Magnoliopsida; Solanales; Solanaceae
Product: septum-promoting GTP-binding protein 1
Exons: 6
Coding region: 147-1016 (289 amino acids)
Molecular function (GO): GTP binding; GTPase activity
Source: RefSeq, a predicted model, not a curated record
AAACGAGUGAGUAGAAUGAAAGAAAUGUGUGCGUCUGUAAAAGAGUGUUUAUUUCACUACUUUGAUGGUUCUGAGAAGCAGAAGCUCCUUUUAAAGCCAUAUCUCAAAUUUCAAUUCAAAAACCAUAAACACAAAAGAAUAAAAUCAUGACAAAGUGUAUACUGCUUUGCUACAAAAGAGUAAUGUUUAAGCUGAACAAAAAGAGGAAAAUAAUCUUGAAGGUGUUAGUAGUUCAAAAGUAUGUUAAGUCUCUUUGGAACAAAAUUGUUGCUUGCUGUAUAGGUUAUAAGUCCAUUAAGUAUAGGAAAUUGUCACACCACCAUUCUUCUUCCUCGUCUACCACCACCAACACCACCGCGACGCCUUUGCCUUCUAAGAGGGCCAUCCCUGACUAUGGCUUAACCGCGCCAUGUUGCUGUGAUCACAUCAAGGAGGGAUCUUUGGAGGAUUUGGUUUCAUUGAAGAUUUGUCUAUUGGGUGAUAACCAAAUUGGCAAGACAAGUUUCUUGACGAAGUAUGUAGGAAAGGAGACAGGAGAAGAAAGCUGUUCAUCAAAAGGGUUAAAUCAAAUGGACAAAAGCUUGUUUGUUAAAGGUGCAAGAAUAACCUAUACUAUAUGGGAAGUCCAAGGUGAUGUUUCUGCAUCUACUCAGAUUCCUACAGCUUGUAAAGACUCUGUAGCAAUAUUAUUCAUGUUUGAUCUCACAAGUCGCCGUACACUAAAGAGUGUUAUUAGUUGGUAUCAACAAGCACGACAAUGGAAUCAGACGGCAAUUCCAGUAAUGAUAGGGACAAAGUUUGAUGAUUUUGUGCAGUUGCCGUUAGAUGUGCAAUGGACCAUCGCAAAUCAGGCAAGAGCAUAUGCAAAAGCACUAAAUGCAACCCUAUUCUUCUCAAGUGCAAAAUACAACAUAAAUGUGAACAAGAUAUUCAAGUUCAUCACAGCCAAGCUCUUCAACUUACCAUGGGCAAUGGAACGUAACCUCACUAUUGGAGAACCCAUCAUUGACUACUAGUUUCACUUAAAUAUUUGCAGCUAGAAGAAGAGAAAAAGAACCAGCAAAUUGAUUAUGAUUGUAAAUAUGAAAAUUUCAGAAAAAGGAAUGAUUCUCAGUCAGUCAACCCGUCAGUGGACGCACAGAUGUGAGAGAUUGGCUAUGGUGGGUAUGAGAAUAGGUAGAGGUAAGUUGAAGAAGUAUUGGAGGGAGGUGAUUAGACAACACAUGAAAGAUUGUAGCUUACCGAGAACAUGAUCCUAAAAUAUGAAGAUAUGGAAGUUGAGUAAUAGUGUAGAAGGUGAAUAUGUAGUCAAGUUCUGUUUCCUUAUCAGUUAUGUUACCUACUGUCUUAUUUUUCAAUUUUAGUAGUAUUAAAUGUUGUCUCGUUAGCUUCAGUUAUCAUGUUAUAUGUUGUUGCUACGGUUCACUUUUUCAUUGUUUUCAACAUGUCUUCUUCACUA